Messenger RNA from Paramacrobiotus metropolitanus, 2423 nucleotides. RefSeq lists its product as uncharacterized. Lineage: Eukaryota; Metazoa; Tardigrada; Eutardigrada; Parachela; Macrobiotidae. The record is from RefSeq and is a predicted model, not a curated record. The transcript is spliced from 9 exons. Bases 197 to 2209 code for a protein of 670 amino acids.
ACCUGUACCGGUUCCGGCUGUGAUUUGUCCUCCGGGUAUCUUGUCCGAUUAAAUCAUGAUGGCAAAAAGAUGCAUGGGAUUUUAAUAUUGCAUCGGUGAUUGCAAUCUGAACGUACAAAGUCUCUUCUACCGUGCCCGCAAAUUUAAUCAGAAAUAGUGCAGUAGUAAUAAUUGCCUUAUCUAACGUAGUGUAAAAAUGUUCGACGUUCCAGUAAUAAUACUACAUUUCGUCUGCCCGUUCUUGUUUAUUCGAUCUGGAAAUGCCAACAUUCGGGCCCUCAGUCAAAUAGUCGAUGUACCGCACACUACACCCCCUCCCGAGACGAACAACGUGGUAAAUAAAAUCCCUGGAACGACGACGAAGUUUUGCAAUGCCACUGGAAAGAUAACCAAGCCAGUGGUCGUUGAUAACUGGGACGUAGAAACAACCCACAACAUUUCUACUUCCAGCUCCCUCACCCUUAAUUAUACUAUAAAUGAUGCGGGGAUUGAAGAUGAUUCAGAGUGGUUAGGUUACUAUUCGUAUCCAGCCGUCGGAGGCGUGCGAUUUUACAUGAACAUCACGGAGAAGGCGGAUUUCUAUUUGAAUUCUUUGAUGAAGACUAGAAGGGGCCUACAAAUACCGGAUUUUGUCGGCGUACACCAGGUCGCUUUGCAGCCAUACAACGCUUCCGUCAAACAACUAGAAGAUGCGCUAUCGGCGGCAUGGUCGAAAAAUCUCGAUGGCACUAGUUCGACAUGGAACCCGGUGCAGAUCAUUUUUAUUGACAACGGCACAGUACUAAGCACCUUAGACGGAUCACCUCUUGUGCAAGUCGUUUAUGUCCUGCCCGUUCGUUCAAAAAUUGGCGACGUGAACACACGGAUUUACUCGGACGACACUGCACUGAAUCAGUUGUCUCAAGCUGAUCAGGAUCCUCCAUCCGUUGAGGAUCUCCAGGAGAACCUUCAAAAAAUUGGAGUGUCGAUAGCCAGUGGUGCAGUCGUGUACGGCUACGCCCGGUUUACGGGCUACCUGAGGCCGGCAGACCAGAGCCAUGUAGCCGACAUGGCCCCCAUGUACAGGGAAUUACUGGAAAUAGCUACGGAAGAAGCAGUCAGGCGAGGUUGUGGCAGCCCGGAUAGCGGUGAUUUGGAUAUUCAGUUUGGCACCACUAACCCGUGGAUUAUGACGUCGCGAGCUAAUGGUUCCUUUUCGUAUUCCACGUUAACGGUAAUCCCGUCUGCGGUGCUGGUGCACAAAACCAUCUAUUUAGGCGAGAUGCCGUAUCUUCCGUUCCAUCACAAGUAUGGAACGCAGUUUUUUGAAUCGCAAUCAGUGGGUCCUUCAUUUAUCAAUGGAACCUUGCCAUGGCCGGUUGACAAAACUUAUUCAUUUCGAAUGUAUGUCAACAUGCCGCAGUCUAACCAGAACAACCCAUUAAACAUACAGUUGUUACCGCGGCUGGAGGAGCAGAUGACUGAACGGCUACAGAAAUCGUUGGAUGGUAACGAUGCUUCACUUAAGGUUGCCAUUACUCUUUGGAAUCCGGAGCUGGUUGGAAACGCUAUCAACUUCUUCGUGUCGGUUUAUGUUCCCGACGGGUUUACCAUUGUCACCGCUGACCCCAGUUUAACAUACGCAGAAGCCAUUUACGACAAACUGCAGGGCCUUACCGUGGAAGUGCCGGUGCCAAGCCUAAAUAUCAAUUUAACGUACAUAUUGCAAAAAUAUCCUUUUGGGGAGGUCAAAGAAACUAUGACAGAAAGUCAAGUGGAGCAGUGGUAUCAGUCUGCCAAACAAAGCAUCAUAAAGGGAUGUACAGCAGGACGUAAUCCUUUUGAACUGUGUCCCGUAAACGAGACGUUCACCUUGUACGUACAGUCUCUGUCCAAACAGCGAGCAUCUGGCCCGUACGAAUUCAGACCUGCUGCUACGUUUGUGAAUUCUUCGCUAGUCCUUCAUGCCGUGGAGCAAGCAUUUGCCCAAGCGAACCCGAUAACGACUGAUGAUAUUACACUGACGAUUACAUUAACGGGACGCGAGGAACUGAAGACUGUUGAAUGGAAUGAUGCGACCAAGUUCGUCUUCGCUGCUACUUAUCCAGGAAUGGAGAGUCAUAAGUAUUGGACUUUAUGGAGAUAUCCAGCGGUCGAAAUUCUCAAUAAAUUUCUGAACGAGACUGCAACGGCUCGAUUAACUACUUCUUGGACGUUCAAGGCGCACUAAUGAAGGGGUUCUACAGUUUCCAUCUACCAGAAAAAGCGUAAAGCUGUUUCUCUACCUCUAGUACUGAUCCAUGUAGCGAAUUCACGAUAUCAAACCUACCGAUAUAAAGAGUCUGAUAUAGGUUACGGAAUGAGUGAUUUAUAUUCAUUCAUUCAAUGGAUCGGAGAAACUUUAAUAUACUUGUACAAGCAAAAUGCCAUUUUCACUUAAACUC